Molecule: messenger RNA, 970 nt
Organism: Ipomoea triloba (trilobed morning glory)
Lineage: Eukaryota; Viridiplantae; Streptophyta; Magnoliopsida; Solanales; Convolvulaceae
Product: glutathione S-transferase-like
Exons: 3
Coding region: 104-748 (214 amino acids)
Cellular component (GO): cytoplasm
Molecular function (GO): glutathione binding; glutathione transferase activity
Source: RefSeq, a predicted model, not a curated record
UAAAGAGGGUGUCGGCAAUUCUAUAAAUAACGCUCUGUUAUUAAAAUACCAUCACUUCACUUCACUUCCCAGUUCUGAAUAACAGUACUUGUCGACGGAAAAAAUGGCGCUUAAGGUCCACGGAAGCUUUCGAUCGCCGGCGGUGCUGAGAGUCGUGGCUUGCCUCAAGGAGAAAGAGCUCGAUUACGAGUUUGUCAAUGUUAACAUGCAAACCGGAGAUCACAAACAACCACAAUUCCUUGCCCUCAACCCGUUCGGUCAAGUUCCGGCAUUCGAGGAUGGAGAUCUGAAACUCUUCGAGUCGAGGGCGAUUACACAGUACAUCGCGCACACGUAUGUUGACAAGGGGACGCAGCUGAUCGUCCCAGAUCACAAGAAGAUGGCGAUCAUGUCGACGUGGAUGGAGGUUGAGGCUCAGAAAUUCGACCCUGCAGCUACGAAGCUCGGCUUCGAGAUCGUUAUAAAGCCGAUGCGUGGCUUGACGACGGACGAUGCGGUGGUGGCGCAGUACGAGGAGCAACUAGGCAAAAUUCUCGAUGUCUACGAGGCACGUUUGAAGGAAUCGAAAUACCUGGGCGGAGACUGCUUCACCUUGGUCGAUCUUCACCACAUUCCUCUCAUAAACUACCUCAUGGCUACUAGAGUUAAAGCCCUGUUUGAUGCACGCCCAACAGUUUCCGCAUGGGUCGCUGAUAUUUUGGCCAGGCCUGCCUGGUCAAAGGUUCAAGAAUUGCUCGAACAGAAAUAGGGAUAAUAUAAUCUCAAAUCACACGUUCACAUAUGAGUUACGGACUUUCUCGUAAAUCUAACGGGGCGGGUUUGAAUGUUUGUCUUGUAUCUUGUACUGUGUUUUUUCUUGAUUAUGUGGAUUUUCAAAUGUAAGUUUAAGCUGGUGUAUGUAUGAUUGCGUUAUUGCAAUAAAGUUACGUUGUUGAAAUAAUUAAGAAAAUUAAUAAUUAAGGAUUUUUAA